AUGCAGGCCACCGACGUAGCUUGUUCUAACCAGGGAACAGUAGGCGACAGCACGCCGCCUGCUGCAGUCUCUGCCUCAACUUCUGUGAGGAGUUCUGGAGAAGAAGCGGAGCAAACGGUGCCUCGAGAGUCCACAAGAGACCAAAAUGGGUACACUUUGCUGCUGGGGAACAGCAGCGAGUCCGAAACCACCGAACUCGACGCUGCAGACGGCCAAAGCACGAGUCCCCUGCUGCCCAGCUCUGGAAGCCAAGAAACAGCAAGUUCUCAAGAAGCAGAGAUGCCAAAUGUUACUCAGGAGGAAGUACAAGCAAGCAUUACAACCCCCAAAGCUCCUCCCAACAGCCCCCAGCGUCAAGAACAACAAGUAGUACAGCCCCACUACCAACGCCAGCAGCAACGCGGCAGAUACCAACACCCAGGAAGCCGAGGAGUUCCCCGCGGAAGCCGGCCUUACGAACAAAGACAAGGAAACUUUGCUGCUAACAACGGAGAGUACCACCCGCACCACAACGGCCCUCAACACCACCGCGGCAGAGGCGGCUACAUCAGCAUUAGACAAGCAUCCACUCACCCCCAGCACUUUCCUCGCCAAUACGCUCACCCACAGCAGCAGCAAAACCAGCAGCACCACCAUCAGCAGCAACAGCAGCAGCCUCGUCGUCCAUUCCCUCGCCAACAAGGCCCGCCACAUUAUCAUGGCUUCGGGCCAAAUGCUGCUCCCCGAGGAGGGAUUUGGUACAAGGCUUCUAGUCCCCCGUAUUACCCACAACACCCGCUGCCACAAGGGUAUUUCAUGCCCCCUCAGCCCGGCCAAGUUAUGCCACCACCGCCCCCACCACCUCCGAUGAACAACAGAGUUCCCUACUCACCAGCUCUGAUGCAUGGACAUCCUAUAUACCCAAUGCCACCACACGUGCAGCCGCUGCAGCCGCCUCGACCUUUAAGCCCUGAAGAACUCCACUUUCUUCAACAGCAACACAUGCACAUGCAUGGUCGGCCUCCCAUGCACCAGCAGCAGAUCCAUCAGCAAUGCCACCAGCACCAGGAGCUACAGAACCAAGAACAGCAGCAGCUACACGCAUUGCAACAAGAGCAGAUGCAACAGGAACAGCCGCAACAAGGGCAGCCUAAACAAGAGCAAGUGCAACAAGAACAGCUGCAAGAAGGGCAGCUGGAACAAGAGCAGCAACAACCGAAGCAACAAGAACAGCAGCAGCAACAACAACCCGAGGUGAAACAGGGUUCUCUGAAUGCGGAACAACCAGUGCAGCAGCACACAGAGCAGCAGGUUGAGCAGCAGCCUCAACCUCAGCAAGAGCAGCCAAUCGCCUUCAAUGAACCAGCAUACACAGAGCAACAACAGCAGUAUGUGGCCGAAAUGAACGGACACCCGGGGCACUUUCACACACACAUGCAACACCAGCAGCCAGGACCCAACAUGCCGCCUCCAACAGAACUUGGACCGCAUCCAGGAUUUCCGCAGCAGCCUGCUUACCCGCCGUUUCCGCAUAUGCAACAUGAGCAGCAAGAACAAAGGUUCAUGCAUCCGCUGCCAAGACCAUUCCAUGCGCAGCAAGGACCUCAUUGGAGGCCGCAGCCACGCUUCCUCAAUCCGCAGCAGCAACGGCUUCAUCAGCAGCAUCAAGAACAUUUGCACCGGCAGCAGAUGAAUCUGCACCAACAAAGGGAGCAAAUACUGCACCAGAAAGCUCAACUAGACGAGCAGCAGCGCAGGUUGCAGCAGCAGCAGCAGCAGUUGUCGUACCCAACAGAUCAACAUGGACGUUCCCAGCAGCCGCAAAAGCACUGGCAGCAAUCAAAGUUUCUGAGCGAAGAGCAAAGGCAAAUCCACCAACAGCAGCAGUACUUGGAGCAGCAACUGAGGCACCUUCAGAAUCAGCAAGAAUUCAUCAACCAUCAACGGGGUUAUCAUCAUGACCCCGAGUUUGUGCAUCAGCGCCUCAUUUAUCUUGAACAGCAGCAGAGGUAUUUGGGAAAGCUGCAGCAGCACCAACAGAUGUACAGCGGCGGCGGCGCAGCAGCUAGACACAUGGUUCCUGACUGGGUUCCUGAUCCUUCACCUUUGGGCUUCUACGACAGUACAGGCCUGUGGAUUCCUUACGGUAUGGAAGAUUACCACAAGAAGCAACUAGAAGAAGCCCGAGGACGGAUUAGGGAGGAGCAGAAAGCCCUUAAUGCUGAAGUUUCACAAGCAGCUGCCAGAGACGCUCACAGCCCACGCUCCUCUAGGGCCUCGAAGUACCCAAGUUCAAGAGCAGAUAGCAACGCCUCCAGACACAACAACAACAGAAGACGCCAAGGGCCUCUCUACCCACAACCAAACAUGCGUUAUCAAGGAGGAGCAGUUCCAGGCCCCAAUAAUCGCAUGAACCCCCAAAACUCUAGAGCUCCUUGCAAUGCCAAUGGCGUGCCUCUUCACAUUUUCCGAGACGAUGUCGAGUACGCCCGUGCUUUGUGGAGACGCAUGUCUGGCAAGCUGAGGCACCAAAUAUUUCUCAUGAGAGACGAAAGAAGGCAAAGAGAAAGACAAAACCGUCAACCACGAAACGGCCGAGAGCGGCAGCAAGCUCCAGAACGGAGACAAGAGCAAACAGAAGAACACCAGCAACAAAGAGACCCUGUUUCGCAACAAAGAGACCCUGUUUCGCAGACUUCUGAAUAUGACCAAAUGCGGCCUGUCACCAACUUGGGAGAAACUGCUCAUGGACAAGUAUCUCAUGAAAUUUCUUCAGGCGCAAGCGACGCGACAGAUCUUGAGGGCUUGCCUCUUCUCGAUAUCGCAUCUUUUCAAUUCCGCUCUCCCCGUGAGCAAUAUGGAGCAAGUACAUCCAGCAGAUCGAACCCACGGCCCGAGGCGAAUAAUGUUGGAAAUUCCUCAACUGCUCUAAUGGAUUUGUACUUGGCAUUGAAUUCUUGCGAUCCUCGGUUGCCCGCUGAGUCCGAAAAAGCAAAUGAAGAAGAAAAUGAAAGCGUAGCAAACCGAGAGGAAAAUACACAUUGCAAUCACGAGGACCUGCUAAGAAGGUCUAUGCUCAGAUACCUAGGGGAAGGGCACUGGACCUCUUACGAAGAAUUUGUCACUUCUCAGGCUGCCGCGCUCAGGCUGUCUGAAAACGAAAUUAAGCAUAUGCAUUUGGUGUUCUAUCUGGACUUGUUUAAUCAGCAGGCGACUCAGCAUGUCGCGGACAUUCUAAGGGAGCACGGCACAGAAUGCCGCAGCGCCAUAUCCAGCAGCAGAAAAGGCAAGGAAGGUAUUUGCCUUCAGGAGAACACAGAAACAAACGUACAAGAAUGCACAGUUGCCAAACGAGAGCUGCAGAAUCGACUUAGGCUACUCCAGAUCCUUCAAGAAAGAUAUAGGGGCCUAAUCGAAGGGAGAAUUGAGCAGCUCAGGAACGUUAUCCUCAGAACUGCUCAGAAUAACAACUCGCGCGGAGACAACGACGCACCAGAGCAAGCUCCCGAAGAGAAACCUCAAAAGCCUCAAGAAAGGCAGCACGAGGAAGCCCCGGAGGGUGAAGGGAAGAGCGUAGAGACAGCCCAAGGUCAAGGGAGCGAUAGCACAAGUGAAACUGUCCAGAACGCCGCAGACCAGCACUCAGAGCCCUCGCCUUAG
Messenger RNA from Eimeria tenella, 3639 nucleotides. RefSeq lists its product as uncharacterized. The transcript is spliced from 5 exons. The record is from RefSeq and is a predicted model, not a curated record. Gene Ontology annotation, molecular function: microtubule motor activity. Bases 1 to 3639 code for a protein of 1212 amino acids. NCBI's taxonomy places the organism in Eukaryota, Apicomplexa, Conoidasida, Eucoccidiorida, Eimeriidae. Gene Ontology annotation, biological process: microtubule-based movement.